AAAGCAGUGGGGCAGCUAAUCCUCACAGACCUGUAGGAGCAGGCUUGCCAGCCAAGACCACGGACUGGAGCACCUUUCUUGUGAGUCCCUGGCUUCCCAGGCAGCUUCAACACUGGAGGGGAUGGGGCGCAAGGAGGAGGAGGAGGAGGACAAUGACUGUGGUUCCUGGAAGAAACAGACCACCAAUAUCAGGAAAACCUUCAUCUUCAUGGAAGUGCUGGGAUCAGGAGCUUUCUCAGAGGUGUUCCUGGUGAAGCAAAGGGUGACUGGGAAACUCUUUGCCCUGAAGUGCAUCAAGAAGUCGCCAGCCUUCCGGGACAGUAGCCUAGAGAACGAGAUUGCUGUGUUGAAAAGGAUCAAGCAUGAAAACAUCGUGACCCUGGAGGACAUCUAUGAGAGCACCACCCACUACUACCUGGUCAUGCAGCUUGUUUCUGGGGGUGAGCUUUUUGACCGGAUCCUGGAGCGUGGUGUCUACACAGAGAAAGAUGCCAGCCUGGUCAUCCAGCAGGUCUUGUCUGCAGUGAAAUACCUCCAUGAGAAUGGCAUCGUCCACAGAGACCUAAAGCCUGAGAACCUGCUGUACCUUACUCCAGAGGAGAACUCCAAGAUCAUGAUCACUGACUUCGGUCUAUCCAAGAUGGAACAGAAUGGAGUCAUGUCCACGGCCUGUGGGACCCCAGGCUAUGUGGCUCCAGAAGUGCUGGCCCAGAAGCCCUACAGUAAGGCUGUGGACUGCUGGUCCAUUGGUGUCAUCACAUACAUAUUGCUGUGUGGGUAUCCCCCUUUCUAUGAAGAAACAGAGUCAAAACUUUUUGAGAAGAUCAAAGAGGGCUACUACGAGUUUGAGUCUCCGUUCUGGGACGACAUUUCUGAGUCAGCCAAGGAUUUUAUUUGCCAUCUGCUGGAGAAGGACCCAAAUGAACGGUACACCUGCGAGAAGGCCCUAAGACACCCCUGGAUUGAUGGGAACACGGCCCUGCACCGGGACAUCUACCCAUCUGUCAGCCUCCAGAUUCAGAAGAACUUUGCCAAGAGCAAGUGGAGGCAAGCCUUCAACGCUGCCGCAGUGGUGCACCACAUGAGGAAACUACACAUGAACCUGCACAGCCCCAGUGUCCGCUCAGAGGUGGAGAACAGGCCACCUGUGUCCCCAGCUCCUGAAGUCUCCAGACCAAGCUCCCAUGACAAUACCAUCACAGAGGCCCCCAUCCCGGACCCAAGCACACCCCUUCCUGCUCUGACCCGACUGCCCUGCCCACACAGCUCCCGGCCUUCAGCUCCUGGUGGCCGCUCACUGAACUGCCUGGUCAAUGGCUCUCUGCGCAUCAGCAGUAGCCUAGUGCCCAUGCAACAGGGCCCCCUAGCCACCGGGCCCUGUGGCUGCUGCUCCAGCUGUCUAAAUAUCGGGAACAAGGGGAAGUCCUCCUACUGCUCCGAGCCCACCCUCUUCAGAAAGGCCAACAAAAAACAGAACUUCAAGUCAGAGGUCAUGGUACCAGUGAAAGCUGGUGGCAGCUCCCACUGCCGGGCUGGGCAAACUGGUGUGUGUCUCAUUAUGUGAUCCCAGGAGCCUGUGAAGUUUUCAGGUAGGAUCUGAGGCUUGUGAGCCA
Molecule: messenger RNA, 1613 nt
Organism: Peromyscus eremicus (cactus mouse)
Lineage: Eukaryota; Metazoa; Chordata; Mammalia; Rodentia; Cricetidae
Gene: Camk1g
Product: calcium/calmodulin dependent protein kinase IG
Exons: 12
Coding region: 122-1564 (480 amino acids)
Biological process (GO): peptidyl-serine phosphorylation
Cellular component (GO): intracellular anatomical structure
Molecular function (GO): calcium/calmodulin-dependent protein kinase activity; calmodulin binding; ATP binding
Source: RefSeq, a predicted model, not a curated record